Messenger RNA from Heteronotia binoei (common prickly gecko), 1806 nucleotides. It is a transcript of the gene MMAB, whose product is annotated as metabolism of cobalamin associated B. The record is from RefSeq and is a predicted model, not a curated record. The transcript is spliced from 9 exons. Gene Ontology annotation, molecular function: corrinoid adenosyltransferase activity. The coding region runs from base 1 to 897 and encodes 298 amino acids. Lineage: Eukaryota; Metazoa; Chordata; Lepidosauria; Squamata; Gekkonidae.
AUGCUGCCUCUCAUAGGGCGCUCGAGGAAACGGGGUGUUGCCGGCGAGGCUCUAGCUCCGCCUCAGAGGCGGGGGAAGGCUGCCUCGCCCAAUCAGGCGCUCGCGUGCCGCUCAGGCGGCUGCGACGGUGGCCGGGAAGGGACACGCUUGGCCCGCGGGGCGCUUGCGCAGCCGGGCAUGGCAGGCGCGGGAUUGCGGGGCUGCAGGCGGUGCCUGGGGCUUGGAGGGGCGGCGGCCGCCCGGUGGGGCUGGGGGCUCAGCAGGGGGCUCGGCCAGGAGCAGGGGGAGCCGCCCAGUCUGGAUGCCAAACUCAAGAAGGCAAGCCAAGUCCCAAAGAUCUACACGAAGACCGGGGACAAAGGAUUUUCCAGCACAUUCACUGGGGAGAGGAGAGCAAAAGAUGACCGAAUCUUUGACGCCUUGGGGACGCUGGAUGAAUUAAAUUCCACCAUAGGGCUGUGCGCUGAAUUUGGCAGUGAGCAUGGCCAUUCCUUUGUGGAAGAGCUUCACAAGGUGCAGUGCAUGCUGCAAGACGCCGGCUCCAACGUGGCCACUCCGAUCUCCUCUGCCAGAGAGUCUCACUUAAAACGCACAUCCUUUAGUGAAAAACCCGUCCUGGAACUCGAGACCUGGAUCGAUCGAUACUCAGACCAGCUCCCGCCUCUGACAGCUUUCAUCUUACCGUCCGGGGGCAAGAGCAGCGCCGCUCUCCAUCUCUCCCGAGCCGUCUGUCGCAGGGCUGAGAGGCGCGUUGUUCCUUUAGUGAAAUCCGGAGAAGCAGAUGCAAACGUGGCCAAGUACUUGAACAGGCUUAGUGACUACCUGUUUGUCUUGGCCCGCUACGCUGCGAGGAAAGAAGGGAAGGAAGAGAAAGUCUACACCAGAACGGAGCCCUAAGCCCAACGUCGUCCAUCACAGGCUGCAGCUAGAGAGGACUUGAUAUGAGCAGCCUUAAAGAGCAAAGGAUGCCUUCCUUAAAGAAAAAAAAAAAGUCAUGGAGACUUUGCAGCAUUGGGAAAUCUGCUAUGAGGAAUAGCAUUCCAGUGGCAACCACUGGCCACUUUCCAUUGGACUCCAGUAUCAUUUAAGACAAAUCAGACAGACUGUAAUGAAUUAAAAAAAAACUCUGGUGCAUUCCAGCAGGUGUGGAGUAAAGCUCAAGAGAGGAAGCAGCUGAUUCACAAAGCUCUGGCCCCACACAUCGCACGCUUGCGUUCUUGUUCUGCCCCAACUCAUUUGGUAAUCCCCCUUUGUGGCCAGCCCAGCCUGUUUCUGUUUCAGAUCUAUCGCAUUUUGGCUGCGAAUAAUGUCUUUGUUCCUGGAUCCCAGUUACAAUAAGUGCUUUGAUACCUGGCAGAUGUUGCAAAGAUUCCAAAGGCUGUGGCUGAGAAACACCAGGGUAGGGGGUUGGGGUGUUCUGUGUGAUGUCAUGGUGAGUAGCCAGAGGAUCGUGUGUGUUUUGUCUUUCUUUGUUUAAAGCCAACAGCUGUGGAUGUUGCAAUUGUAAUGAAGGUUGCUCCUCCAGAAACUCCCUCAGGUAGGGCUCUCCCACUUGGCUGUGGGAUACUUGCUGCACAAGGAAGGAAACUCCUUAUUCCAGUAGUACAGUUCUUCUUUAUUGGGUAAAUUCCAAGAAGCAAGUGGAGGAUAGGGGGGAGGCAAGAAGUCAAAAUAAUGGUACUGGUCCAGAUACACUUCCCAGUAGUUACCAAAAUAACAGUUCCAAGCCUUCAGCAAAUUCUGCGCCGGCUUCUGGGGGGAGCCUUUUCCAACGAUUAAAGUAAGAAACUGCAGAUAUCUCAUAUG